UAAUUUGAUGCCGGAGCUUCAACCAAGAGAAUUGGAAGAUGGUGGCGAAGAAUUUCCAAGAUCCCGCUUUUGAAUGUCAUUGGAGCAAAAACGUAAGUUCUGCCACGUCUUCAAAAAUGCCAAACUUCCUCAAGGCUAUGCUUCUAACAUUGGUCGAUGUGUACAAGUUGGGGAAAGGAAAAUUGCAGGCUAUAGAAGCCACGAUGCACAUUUUAUGAUGAAUUAUUUGCUCCCAAUUGCAGUGAAGACAGCAUUAUCCAAAGAUGUUGCUACUCCUUUGAUUAGACUUUGUGCUUUUUUUUAAAAGUAUAUGGAGUAAAAAGGUUGAUCCUCAACAUCUUGAAAAAUUGCAAUCUGAGUUAGUUGAAACAUUAUGCCUACUUGAGAGGAUUUUUCCACCUGCCUUUUUUGAUAUAAUGGUACAUCUACCUCUACACUUGGUGGGCCAAAUUAAAUUGGGUGGACCUGUAAGUUCAAGGUGUAUGUAUGGGAUUGAGAGGUAUCUUCAUGGACAAAAGCAAGAUGUUCGAAAUAAAGCUCGUCCAGAAGGCUCAAUGGCAGAAGGAUAUCUAGCCAAAGAAUGUGUUGCCUUUGUAGCUAGAUUUUUGAAUGGAUCAAACUCGGCCACACCUCAAGUUAAUGCUUGUAGUACAUCACAAUCAUUUCUUCCUAAGGUAGGACGUCCAAUAAAAGGGAAAGGAAGGACAUCAAAGAAAAAAGACCGUGAACACAUACUUGAUCACAAUCAAUGGGUACAAGUGCAUCAUUAUGUCUUGUUCAAUUGUGACUGCGAGGAAGUUGAGAAAUAUAUAAGUGAGCACAAGGAAUUUGUAAGCGCUAGAGGAAAAAGAAAAUGGAAUAACGUUCAAGAUCACAGCAAGGAUUUUGUGGAUUGGUUUAGGGAGAAAGUUGAUUUCAUUGUUGAAGAGGGUCAAGAGAUCAUCUUUAACAAUAUCAUAUGGUUAUCAAAAGGGCCUUCUUACAUUGCUAAAAAGUAUACAGGGUACUCAGUCAAUGCUUUGCGAGUUCCAAAGAUCAAAAUCCUGUUGAGGCUAAUGUCAAUUAUUAUGGUUCAAUAA
This is a messenger RNA of Chenopodium quinoa (quinoa), 1079 nucleotides long. RefSeq lists its product as uncharacterized. The transcript is spliced from 3 exons. The record is from RefSeq and is a predicted model, not a curated record. NCBI's taxonomy places the organism in Eukaryota, Viridiplantae, Streptophyta, Magnoliopsida, Caryophyllales, Amaranthaceae. Bases 417 to 1079 code for a protein of 220 amino acids.